CUUCACGAAUAAAAAAUUUUAAGGAAAGUUGGGCUUUCAAGUUUACUAGUUUGCUUGUGGACAUUUUUUUCGCCAAUUCAAUUCAAGCACAUGGAUUGUAGAUCUGUUAACGUGACCGGGCAUGGAAUUGGGAUUCUUUAAAUAUUGCAAAUUGGAUGUUCAUCUUGGAAAAGCAUUCCACCCCGGACUCUUUGCUAGAAGAGAAUCAAGUGCUAAAGCGCAAUUAUCAAAGCUCCAGAGAAGUGAGGAAGAUGAAGAAGAUUGGAGCUGAGGAGGAUAGGAGAAAAAUUGAAUUAACAGAAAGCAAUGCCAUCGCUUUCUCAUUAGGAAUUGUCGACUCUUUGUGUAGCUCUGAUGAAGAUAGCUCGCUAAAUUCAAACUUAUGUACACCUUUUGUUCCCACGGACAACAUAGAACCGUGCUCUAGAUCCAGUAGUACAAAAGCACGUUUCAGUCCUAUCAGAAGCUUGAUUAAUCCAUUCACAAAAUCCAAGUCUCAGCGAAGUCCUUUGGGUCCUGCAAGUGGCUCUCGUGGGCUUCCACUAUCUCGGAUGUCAAGCCUCAGGAGGACAAACACGUUGCGGAAAUCUUCAUCGAAUGAUUUCUCAAACACUAUGCAUAGUCCUGAUUUUGGUUCUCAGUUUGUAAAAAGAGAUCUCUGUAAAAAUUCAGCCGUUUCAGGUUCACCAGGUCACUUGCACGGAUGCCUCAAGUUGGAAACUAAGCACGGGGUGCCAUUUUUUGAGUUCUCGUUGAAUUUCACAGAAGACAUUUUUAUGGCCCAGACAUGGAAAACAGAAGACGCUUUAAAUUUGGUGUACACUUUUCACAACAGAAGAAAGAGUAAUGCUGGCGGAUGGGGAUUGAAAAAUUGGAACAAAGAGUACUCUAUGGUGGGACAAAUGAAGGUUUCAUGUUAUUUAUGUACAGAGCUAAAAGAUGUUGGGGCUUUCGACAACUCUAUGGUGACUGAGUUUGUAUUGUACGAUGUUGUGCACGGUGUUGUUAGACCUCCCAAGAGUUCUAAUCAAAGCCCAGCACGUGGAACUUGUGAGUUGGAUGAUGUGCCAGAUCAAUCGAGGCUCAAACUUCAACCAAAACAUGUUGUGGACAAUACCCAUUUUGAUUCGUCAACUCCAAAACCUUGGGCACCUAAAGAUUUGCAUCCAAGCCUUGAAAUAGCGGCCAUUGUCAUACAAGUCCCAUUUGGAAAGAUUCUGAGUGAUCAAACACAUCCAAAUUUGCUUGACCUCUCUGCGGCUGAGAAGAGAAAGGAAGGCAUUCUUGAUUGCUCAAGCCCCACAAAGGUAAAUGUGGUUGUCCCUUUUGGAAACCAUAGUUUGCCCAAUAAUGAGAACCAUGGUCCUUCACCAUUACUUGAUCGGUGGAGGUUGGGUGGAGGCUGCGACUGUGGUGGUUGGGACGUGGCAUGCCCGCUUACUGUUUUUGGCAAUCCCAAUAUUCAGAGUGCUGAAGAUCAUAGGCUCAUGGAGAAUCAGCAGCCUUUGGAGCUUUUUGUUCAGGGAUCAAAAGAAAAUACGCCGGCAUUGACCAUGACUGUUAUUGAGGAGGGAUGGUAUUCAGUUGACUUCCACGCACAAUUAUCUCCAUUACAAGCAUUCUCCAUUUGUGUUGCUAUAUUGCAUGGCACAGAAGCCUCAAUUGCUGUUGGGCAAGAGAGAGCCAACAAAUUGUUGAAAAGGAAUUCACUUAAAGUGUUUAUUGAGGAAGAAGUUAAAAUUUUAAUUGAUGCAGUUACAGAGGAGGAAAAGAGGAAAGCCAUCAAGAAGAUGGAAGAAAUCCCAAAAUCCUUUAAACUCAACCCACCCUUUUCUCCGAUUGAUCGGGCGUAGACACAUUUUGGCUUUGCUUAUUAAGGCACAAAUGCAUUAUCAGUUAAUUCUAGAUUGGGAUUAUAGGUAAUGGGCUGCGAGUUUGUACUACUUUAAGCAAGUUUACUACAAUGGAGGGACCGUGCUACAUCUUCUAGCGAGGCUCUACAUAAUUUGUUCAAACUUUCACUUUUUAUAGCAAGAUUCAAACAACCCACAAUACUGUCCGUAAUGUUAGUAGAUAGUGAAGGAAAAGAAGUAAUCAUUCAAUUUUUGAGAGAUGGUAGUUCUUUCACUUCUGUUCUUGUAAUUUUUAUGAUGGGUAAAUGUUUUAGGGAACGUAGAUUCUGAGAAUGAUGAAAUAGAGCUUCCACCGUGACGGGUUUGAAGGCAAGAAGAUCACUUGUAUAUUUUCAGAAGUCUCUGUAUCUCUAGAAUAAAUGGUAAAUGGUGUGUACUCUUUAUCUUAUUCUUCUGUGAACUAUAUAGCAAUUUUCAGAAACA
Camellia sinensis is the source of this 2336-nucleotide messenger RNA. RefSeq lists its product as uncharacterized. Lineage: Eukaryota; Viridiplantae; Streptophyta; Magnoliopsida; Ericales; Theaceae. The record is from RefSeq and is a predicted model, not a curated record.